GUCUUUACGUCGUCGUUGGCAGUGAACGGAACGAAGUGUCGUCGUAUAGAUCGCUCGCUGGCUGGCUGGCUGAAAAUAGUGAACCAAAGUAUGAGUUUUCGAAAUAUGUUCGAAUAAAAAGUGUGUAGUGAGUGACUGUCAUCCAGCAAGAUGGUUGAUGACGUGAAAGAUAUUACCGAAACCGCUGAAAGUAAAGCGUCUCAAGAAGCCCUAGACCGAGCACGACUAGCCCGCGAGAGGCGCGAGGCAGAACAGAGGAAACGUCUGGACGAGUUACGCGCACACGCCGCCGCUGCGCAAGCGCAGAGGGAGAAGAGAGACGAAGAUAGACGUCGGAGACAGGCGGAGCAGCGCGCUAAGGAUGAUGAGAGGCGAAUACAGGUAAAUCAUACGGCAGUUGAAGAACGCAAGCGCGCGAUAUGGGAGGCAUCAAUAUCGCGCCGCGAGGCGUUGCUGCAACGGGAACGCGAUCGGACGGAGCGGUUGGAGCGACAGCGGGCCGCUCGCUCCGCUCCCCGGCCGGCGUUCGCUUUCGGCUCGUCCACACCUCGGCUAUUGGAGCCGGUAGACUCGGCUGGUUUCUUCUGGGCCGCGCGCAGUACCAACCCCAUAGAUCAGAUGAACUUUUUUGAAUCACUGGCGGCAUCAACAACAAAUGUGAUGUUUGCGUCUGCGCCGCUCACGAGACGCGCUUCCGCGUUGCAGCUGGAUACCUCAGACACUGAUAAUAAAGACGAACCCGAGCGCACAGCCCCGGUGGUGUGGUCGUCAGUGGCCCGGCGACGCACGGACCUGGUGCCCACAGUGCCGGCCCCGCGCGCGCCAGGUAGGGCCUACUCCAUGACGCGGCUGGACCGCCUGCCCGCCGCGCGCCCGCUGCACUCCGCCUCGCCGUCCAUGCAUCACCUCAACAGGGCCCAGCCGCGGUCGGGCGACACGACGCCGGGCUCGCGGCCGGGCAGCGCGCUAUCGGGCGCCGUGCCGCGCCGCAACGUCGCCGCGCCGCGCAAGCCGAGACCCGCCUCCAUUGCUGGCACCGGCGUUAAUACGCCUAGAGGAGGCGGCGACACGUUAGCGCAGAGUGCGGCGACGACGCCCAGCGUGUCGCGCGACGGCACGUCACUGGCGGGCGGCGACACCGUGCCGCGCCGCGCACACACCACGCCGCGCCGCCCGCGCCCCGCGUCCUUGCAUGCCAGUGCUAAGCCCGCAGUGCCGCCAGUCGCGCCGGGCGAGGGCAAGCCGCCUGUACACAGAAAGCCAAAGCCAUCCAAAGAUCACGAUAAGGCGGGUCGCGGCAAGUCGGUGUCGGCGUCGCCGGGCCGCACGCUGUCGCCGUCGCCCAACGUCUCCAAAGAGCCCAGCGUCGACAAGGACGUUGCUAAGCCGGCGGUGGCGGGCGAGGUGGACGCGGCGGCGGUGACGCACAAGCUGCAGGCGCUGCAGGUGCACCACACGCACACUAGCGAGAAGGAAAACGAAAUCAAAGAAACAUCAACAGUAGUAGAAGUUAAGCAGGAAACGAAAAUCGAGCAUCAAGUUACAGAAGAUACGAAAGCCGAGGCUCCAGCGAGCGACAGGCCCGAACACAAAGACAAGAGGGACGACAAGGACGAGAAGAAGGAACCCUCCGUCGAAAAGACUGAAGAUAAUGAGAUGACUGCGUCGAUGUCCCGGCGCAUCACGACGGAGGAGCAGGCGAAGGCGGCGCUGGCCGAGCGGCGGCGCCGGGCCCGCGAGGAGCUGGAGCGCCAGGCGGAGCUCGAGCGGCAGAGACUACAGCGCGAAGCCGAGGAGGAGGCGGAGCGGCAACGCGCCGAGGAGGAGCGGCAGCGGCGCGAGGAGGACGAGGCGCGGGAGCUGGCGCGGCUGCAGAGACAGAUGGACGAGGAGAAGCUUAGGAAGGCUAUCGAGGCUCAACAACAACUCGAACGCGAGGAAGCAGAACGCAAAGCCCGCGAAGAAGCAGAGAAGCAGGCGCGGCUCAAAGAAGAAGAAGAGAAGAGGAAGGCGGCCGAGGAGGCGGAGAAGUUGCGCCGCGAGGAGGCCGAGCGGGAGGAGAAGGAGAGGCUCGCCAGGAAGCAGAGAGUUGAGGCUAUCAUGGCCAGGACUAGGCUUAGGAAGCAAGCAGAAGAAGACAAGAACAAGCAAGCCGCCGCGCCUGCACCUACAGAAACAUCCGAACCCGCUGCACCCACAGCCACUACAGAACCCGCGCCUGCAGCACCCGCGCCUGCAGCACCCGCGCCUGUAGCACCUGCACCUGCAGAAGUGCAGGCCCCUGCAGCUCCUGCGCCUGUGGAAGCCGCAGCCCCCGCGCCUACUGCAGCGACGUCGGUAGAAGCCCCCGCGGCCGCGGCACCUGUGUCGGAGCCCGCGCCUGUGCCUGAUAAUGGCAAUGUGAAUUCAACAGCUGAUUUGCUCGGAUUAGACUUCUCGCAGCCACAACAGCCAGCGCCCUUGGAAGUCACGAACUCGACAGAGAGUGCACACAGCACCAACAACGGCAACGUCACUGCCGACCUACUGGGGCUGUCCGAACAACGACCCACUGAGGACAAACCCGCAGAGCAGACGACGAACAAACUCCCAAACAACGACAACGCCAUCACCAACACGCCAAGCGAGGCCAACAACGGCAACAUCACCAACAUUGGCCACAUAUCCGCCAACUUCAUACAAACCGAACGUUUGUCCAACGAGAACCAAAAAUUGGCCGAUGUACCGAAACUUCUAGAAGAUGAUUUCACCACGCACAACGGUCACGGCGCCGCCCACAGCCACCCGCUGACACUGCAGAAUGCGAUCUAACUGUAUGUAAGUAAGGUUUGCUAUUGAAUGCAGUCGCGUUUUCAUUGCGUAUAUAUUGGCUGACGGUCGUCAGGUUGUGAUUAUGGCAAGCUAUUAGUCGUAUGACGGGUUUUUUACUGGAUUUGGAAUUUGUUUAGACACCCUUUACUUGCGAGAAUAUUUAAUACCAGAACUCUCAAUAUAAAUGUGGUGGUUCAAACAAUACACGGAUUAGACACAAAUUAUAGAGGGCAGCACUUACGACUGAUCCUUUCACGACACCAAAAUAAGAAAAUAAUUGAAAAAUUGUGUGUCCUGGUGCUUUCCAAUUAAAUUAUGUUCACACAUUAUAAAUUAUAAUUUAUUAUAAAAAUAUCAAAAGUUUCUGUUAUUCAUCGUUGGUGCUAGUUAAUGUUUUUAGAUAGACUUGUAAUAAAGUAACAAAUUGUUCAGCUCGAGAAAAAUCUAGUCUGAAAACCAACUCAGUCUAGGCACUUCCUAAUAGGUCACCAUUCUACCUUAGGAUUUAAAUUGUAUUUUGUAUAAAAACCCUUUUCUUUUCAUAGACAUUAUAUAAAACAAAUCGGUUUUUGUAUGAAAUAUAAUUAUUAGUCAUCGUAGUCAAAAUGUUAUUUAUUUAAAAACGUGAAUAACAAGAUUACAGAAUACUUCAAAAUUUUCAAAAUCUUCUAUCUUCAAUCUUUACUUCUAUGUCACAAAUGUGGUGAGCAGACUUGUAGGUAGGAUAACAAUCUAUUGUAAAAUGGGGCGAUCUUACAAAGCCAAUAUGUAUGCGUGAAAACAGGGUAUGUGUCUGUCACUCUAAUCCAGUGUAAAAACUCUAUAAAAUUUAUAAAACAAUAUGUAAUCAAAAAAUAUCGAAAUCACGCUUCCCUGUUCUAUUUUUAGGCAAAAUGUUGCUUAGGAACAACUUCAAGUUUAGAAGAAAUGCGCUAAAGUAAGAAACAUAACACGAUGGUUCAAUCCAUAUAUCUUAUGCAAAAAUCCGUCACAUUUUUAUGUAGUGACCAUAUCUUAGCCCAAUGCGGGGAUAGUUUAGGUAACGCAAUAAUAAUUUAAAAUAAAAAAUACAGGCGUAUAGUAUACUUAAACAAGAAAUUAUUUAAAAUCAUGUAGCUUAUUAAAUUCGCAAAGAUCUUAUGUUGUUCCUAAGCAAUUGUUAAUAAUACUAUUCACAAUUACAGAUAUAAAAUAACAAUAUUAUCAAUUUAUUUUGAGAGUGACGGAACAACGGGAAGGCACUAAAUUAUUAUAAAAAAAUAAAUAUUAUAAUAAUAUAA
Messenger RNA from Helicoverpa zea (corn earworm), 4091 nucleotides. Its product is annotated as proteoglycan 4-like. The coding region runs from base 151 to 2811 and encodes 886 amino acids. The transcript is spliced from 19 exons. Gene Ontology annotation, cellular component: microtubule cytoskeleton. The record is from RefSeq and is a predicted model, not a curated record. Lineage: Eukaryota; Metazoa; Arthropoda; Insecta; Lepidoptera; Noctuidae. Gene Ontology annotation, biological process: microtubule cytoskeleton organization.